Molecule: messenger RNA, 1539 nt
Organism: Amoebophrya sp. A25
Lineage: Eukaryota; Dinophyceae; Syndiniales; Amoebophryaceae
Source: the annotation of a GenBank genome assembly
CCCAUCAUAGACAAAAGAUCCGAAAAGAUUGCCUGAAACUAUUAGUCAGGAUCAUCGUCUCUAUGAUAAUAUGUGGUUGGACCAGCAGGAUGUACACUUAAGUACUAGAAACAAGAAUUUUUCUGUUGUUGAAACGGGACAAAAAACUCAGAUUGAUGUUACCACUUCUACCAGGAUUAAGAGGUGACAUCUUUACGUGAACGUACUUUUAGAGUAUCGACGACGACGACGACGUCCUUAGAAUAUCAACAUCCUUUUCAUCUUUCUCAAUCGCAAGUACGUUCAUUUAUAGAACACAAAAAAAACAAAAUGGUUCAAGUGAAGGAUGUUUUCUUUGCUGGACGCAGCGACAAGAAAAAGCCUAUGCGUGGUGCUGUUGGUACUGCAUCGUCGAAAGAGCAAGAGCACGAUGUUGAUUCGAAUAAGGAACAGAACGUCGAUAAGGAACACGUCGAAGGUUUGGAACCGACGGACGAGAAGCAGGUUGAAGAGGAAGUAGAAGUACUACAAGAACAAGGUCCAGGAGCUGGUCUGCUAAAGAUGGCGCGACAAAUGGAAAACGAAGAUGGCUCUUCGUCUGAAGAAGAAGAAGAGGAUGAUGAACACGAUGGUUCAGACGAUGAAGGAGACCUAGAUGAUGAGCUCGACGAUGAUGACGACGAGGAAGUAGAAGAUAUGGAAUCUAUUUUGGCUAAAAUGACGGAUGCUGAGAAGCUCGCAGAAGGAAAAGCAAGAAUGGCCGCAAAGGAAUUCGAAGAAGCUUUGGUCUAUUUUGAGGACACAGAGGAGCCUAGGAGUGGUGCAUGCCUAAUCCAAAUUUGUGGAUGCUACUAUCAAAUCAUGCAACAAGUGGAGAAAUUCGAACAGCUAUUGGCUAACGCAGGUGGCGACGAGGAUUUUGAUGAUGAAAGUGUUCCAAGCUUUGACGAAGAUGACUACCGGGACCUUUUGAACUACGCCAACCAAGUUAUUGCCAUGCCGCUUAGAGCUGCUAAAGAGCAGCAAGGGGGGGCCACGACAGCUACUUCUAGUUCAACAGUCGCCACCACUACUUCAACUACAUCCACCAACAAGCUGAAAACCGCAACCGCUGGCCAACGUGCUCGCGGCUUCUUCUAUCGCGGUGUUGCGCAUGCGGGACUAGGCGAAAAAGAACAGGCGGUAGAGGACUUCACUGUCGCUGCCAAGGAUGAAGGGAUCAAAUUGUUGGUCCAGAUCGAGCUGAAGAAUGUCCAGAAACAGAUCUUGAAGGUGCAGAAAGCGGCCAAGAAACAAUACUUCAAAAACGAAGCUGAAAGAAGGAAAUUGGAGCGCAGAAAAUUGAGUGGAAAGAAGGCUUUCAAUCCACAUGCGAUGAAACAUUAACUUCGUUGUCUCAGCAUUUGCACACAACCUCCAGGCAUCAUGAGGACGGACAACCAAAAAUAAUCAAGGUUUCAUACUUCCCCCACAACGUCAGUGCAAACGUAUUUCCCUGAUGAACUUUUCUUAUGUUGUGAAAUAUCUUUCGCAGCGAGGGUAUAUUUUUCUCUCCUCUAC